AUGGGUGCCCAAACAGAUGCGGAUGGGCAAUCAAGGAAGUCGAACACAGAGAAUACUUCAAGGAGGAACUCGUUCUCCGAAUCGCUCAAGAAACUCAAGAACAGAAGAAAGUCGAUAUCUGAAUCGCUCAAAAAAGCCACGAAGAAGGUAUUAGGCAGAAACCCUGUGCCGAAGAUUGAUUCUUACAUCCAACGGCCGCAAGGAGACUUGUUGUAUGGCAUACAGCCUCAAUUCGGCAACUGGCAUGGUCCGGGAAACAUACCUGAUAUUCCCCAGCAGUUUGCGAAUGGCCAGCAACCUCAUUCUGGUGGAUCUAAUCCUCUUCCCCCGCAACACGUCCAGGGUCACCAUGCCUACCCACCUCAGCAGCGAGAUACGUCACUGAUGCCAACUUCGACGAACUCCUUACCAGCCCCUGCUCAGAACAUGGCGCCGUAUAUCAAUGGGUACGGGACGCCCGUGCAACAGCCAUUUCAGGGACACACUGGAUCCUACAACCAAUUCUCGUCCAAUGUGCCUCAUAUGCAAAGUCAAAAUGCUCAAGGAUUCCAUCAGGUUCAUACGCCUGAUGGGCCGUACACAUCAACCCAGCAGCUACCGCUUCCUCUUCACUACGGAUCCACACAGCUACGUAAUACACGCGACGUAGUUUCCAGGACCGGAUGCUAUGCACAAUUGAAAGGCCUCACUCGGCUUGUUGGUACCCAGGGUAGGAGAGGACGCCUACCCACAUCGCAAGGGUUCAACGAACCACCGGAGUCAUUGAAGUCGUUCAAACCUGUUUUGGGUCCAGAUGGUAGAAUUCAUUGUCCCAGUUGCCCAAAGACCUAUCGGCAAAGAAAGCAUUUGAACCGGCAUAAUCUGCGGCAUCUUGGGUUGCGACCCUACAACUGUGCUAUAUGUGGAGCUAGUUUUGAUCGUUCUGAUUCAAGAAAAAGACAUCAGAAGUCAUGUGCAAAACGUGGCAUGCCUUUUAGGUCUGCUGGUUAUCAUAUGCCCCCAGGGAGUGGCAAUAAAACACAGGACGGGAGAGUAUCGGAGCCAGCACUUCAGACAGGUUCCCACUCUGUAUCACUAGACCCAGCACAUGGGGAGAUGGGCUCGACAUUAUCAGAUAAGAUUGAUUACCAGCAAAGAACGACACACCCUAGAAAUGGGCACACGUAA
This is a messenger RNA of Cadophora gregata, 1167 nucleotides long. RefSeq lists its product as uncharacterized. Gene Ontology annotation, biological process: regulation of transcription by RNA polymerase II. Gene Ontology annotation, cellular component: PcG protein complex; transcription regulator complex. Lineage: Eukaryota; Fungi; Ascomycota; Leotiomycetes; Helotiales; Ploettnerulaceae. The record is from RefSeq and is a predicted model, not a curated record. The transcript has 2 exons. Gene Ontology annotation, molecular function: DNA-binding transcription factor activity, RNA polymerase II-specific; RNA polymerase II cis-regulatory region sequence-specific DNA binding. The coding region runs from base 1 to 1167 and encodes 388 amino acids.